Messenger RNA from Leptonychotes weddellii (Weddell seal), 4209 nucleotides. Lineage: Eukaryota; Metazoa; Chordata; Mammalia; Carnivora; Phocidae. The record is from RefSeq and is a predicted model, not a curated record.
AUGGCCGCUGUUCCCCAGAAUAAUCUACAGGAGCAACUACAGCGCCAUUCAGCCAUCAAACUUAAUAACAAAUUAAGUCCUUCUAAACCGAGAUCUUUAGGUUUUACUUUUAAAAAGAAAAUAACGACGGCCAGCAAUGUAUCUGUCACUAGUGUGUCAGUAGCGAAAACACCUGUGUUCAAUGAUAAAGAUGUUAAUGUCACUGAGGCCUUUUCCUUCACUGGACCUCCGCCCCUCACCACAAGUCAGCAGACAAGGCCCAGCGACUUCAAAAGUGCUCCAGCAGGACAGCAAACCAGGAGAGCGGUUUCAAAACCAUUAUUGCCAGAGGUGUUGCAGGUUUCACAGGGGGUCUUAUGUAAUACGCCGAACACACCAAUCGUAAAGAAAUCCAGUAAUGCUACUUUCAAGAAAUUAGAAUUUAGUUCUUCAUCAGAUUCUUUUAUUACCAUCAAUGAUUGGGAUGAUAUGGAUGACUUUGAUACUUCUGGAAAUUCAAAAGCAUUUGUUACGCCAUGCAAAAAUCACUUUGUGAGAGUAAGCACUGCUCAGAAAUCAAAAAAGUCUAAGAGAAACUUUUUGAAAGCACAGCUUCCCGAAGCAAAUACAGGAAAGGCUGAUUUGACUCCAUCCUCCUCUGAAAGCAAGCAAGCAUGUUUGACUAAGAAACAGAAUGACGACUCGGAAUGGUUCAGUAACGAUGUGAUUUGCAUUGACGAUGACCCCAAUCCUGAAGAGCUUAUACGUGGAGAUGCUCAGGAGAGUCAUCCUUUAAAAACUCAUUUAGGAGAAGAAAGAGAUGGUAGUGAAAAGAAGAACUUGGAAGAAACGGAAUUACAUUCAGUUGAGAAGUCUCCAUGUGUUGAGCUUGAUGAAGAUGAUUACGAUACAGACUUUGUCCCACCUUCUCCAGAAGAAGAAGUGAUUUCUGCCUCUUCCUCUUUAAAAUGUUUCAGUAUGUUAAAGGACCUUGACACCUCUGGCACAAAGGAUAGUCCUAGCACAUCCAAGGACUUGCUAACGCCCGAGGGGAUGACAACGCAGCAGCCCACUCAAGAGACCAGCACAGACUGUGACGGUACAAAAGUUAGACAGACAAGUUUGCAGCAGCAGCUUAUUCACGUGAUGGACCAGAUCUGUAAAUUAGUCGAUACUAUUCCUGAUGAUGAACUGAAAGCUCUGGAUUGUGGGAAUGAACUGCAUCAGCAGCGGGACAUAAGAAGGAAGCUCCUGGCCGAAGCUGACCUUAAUACAAGGGACGCCAGUAUUCUUGCUUCAGGGUGGAGAUGCAGGCCUGACUCACCUGGUAGCCCUCUGGAGGGGAUGGCAUCUGUUUCUGCUCUCGAUGCAUUUCCAAAGGGCAAUUCCUGUCCUACAGGGAAUUCUGUUAAGGAGUUAAAUUUUCCACACCUUCCCUCACAUUCCAGUUCCACUAGGGAGUGUUUACUGGCUACUACCCCGGGAAAGACAGGAUUCUCAGCCACCACGAAGAAUCCCCUUGAAAGACCGUUAUUCAGUCCCCAUUUACAGAAGUCCUUUGUAAGUAGCAACUGGGCUGAAACACCAAGGAUAGAAAAAAGAAAUGAAAGCUCUUACUUCCCGGGAAAUGUUCUCACAAGCACGGCUGUGAAAGAUCAGAAUAAACGCGCUGCACCAAUAAAUGACUUAGAAAGAGAAAUCCAGGCUGCCUGUGAUAUUGACACUUUUGACAUAGAUGGCUUUGAUGACGAUGAUGAUGAUGAUGACUGGGAAGAUAUUAUGCAUAAUUUAGCAGCCAGCAAAUCUUCCACAGCUGUCUGUCAACCUAUUAAGGAAGGUCGGCCAGUUAAGCCAGUAUCAGAAAGAAUUUCUUCAGCCAAGACAAACUGUCUUCCAGUGGCAUCUACUGCUCAAAAUAAAAACUCAGAGUCAAUUCAGAAUUACACUGACAAGUCGGCGCAAAAUUUAGCAUCCAGAAAUCUGAAACAUGAGCGUUUCCAAAGUCUUAGUUUUCCUCAUACAAAAGAAAUGAUGAAGAUUUUUCAUAAAAAAUUUGGCCUGCAUAAUUUUAGAACUAAUCAGCUAGAGGCGAUCAAUGCUGCGCUGCUGGGUGAAGACUGUUUUAUCUUAAUGCCCACUGGAGGUGGUAAAAGUCUGUGUUACCAGCUCCCUGCCUGUGUCUCUCCUGGUGUCACUAUUGUCAUUUCUCCCUUGAGAUCACUCAUAGUAGAUCAAGUCCAAAAGCUGACUUCCUUGGAUAUUCCAGCUACAUAUCUGACAGGUGAUAAGACUGACUCAGAAGCAACAAGUAUUUACCUGCAAUUAUCCAAGAAAGACCCAAUUAUCAAACUUCUAUAUGUUACUCCAGAGAAGGUCUGUGCGAGUAAUAGACUGAUUUCCACUCUGGAGAAUCUGUAUGAGAGGAAGCUCUUGGCACGUUUUGUCAUUGAUGAAGCACAUUGUGUCAGUCAGUGGGGACAUGAUUUUCGCCAAGAUUAUAAAAGAAUGAAUAUGCUUCGCCAGAAGUUCCCUUCUGUUCCAGUGAUGGCCCUUACCGCCACAGCUAAUCCCAGGGUACAGAAGGACAUCCUCACUCAGCUGAAGAUUCUCCAACCUCAGGUUAUCUGUGCAACAAUAGCAUUCGGAAUGGGGAUUGACAAACCCGACGUGCGGUUUGUGAUCCACGCGUCUCUCCCUAAGUCUGUGGAGGGCUACUACCAGGAGUCCGGCAGAGCUGGGAGAGACGGGGAAAUAUCGCACUGCCUGCUCUUCUAUACCUAUCAUGAUGUGACCCGACUGAAGAGGCUCAUACUAAUGGAAAAAGAUGGAAACCAUCAUACCAGAGAGACUCACUUCAAUAAUUUGUAUAGUAUGGUGCAUUACUGUGAAAAUAUAACAGAAUGCAGGAGAAUACAACUUUUGGCUUACUUUGGUGAAAAUGGAUUUAAUCCUGAUUUUUGUAAGAAAUACCCAGAUGUUUCUUGUGAUAAUUGCUGUAAAACAAAGGAUUAUAAGACAAGAGAUGUGACUGAUGAUGUAGAAAAUAUUGUCAGAUUUGUUCAAGAACAUAGUUCAUCGCAAGGAACAAGAAAUAAAAACCAUAUAGGUCCUUCUGGGAGAUUUACUAUGAAUAUGCUGGUCGACAUUUUCUUGGGGAGUAAGAGCGCAAAAAUUCAGUCGGGGAUAUUUGGAAAGGGCUCUACUUACUCACGACACAAUGCCGAAAGACUUUUUAAAAAACUGAUACUUGACAAGAUUUUGGAUGAAGACUUAUAUAUCAACGCCAAUGACCAGCCGAUUGCCUAUGUAAUGCUGGGAAAUAAAGCCCAAACUGUACUAAAUGGGCAUUUAAAGGUAGACUUUAUGGAAACGGAAAAUUCCACCAGUGUGAAAAAACAGAAAGCGUUAGUGGCAAAGAUAUCUCAGAGGGAAGAGGUGGUGAAGAAGUGUCUUGGAGAACUGACAGAAGUCUGCAAAUCUCUGGGAAAAGUUUUUGGUGUUCACUACUUUAAUAUUUUUAAUACUGUCACUCUCAAGAAGCUUGCAGAAUCUUUAUCUUCUGAUCCUGAGGUUUUGCUUCAAAUUGAUGGUGUUACUGAAGACAAACUGGAAAAAUAUGGUGCAGAAGUGAUUCCAGUAUUACAGAAAUACUCUGAGUGGACAUUGCCAGCUGAGGACGGUUCCCCACGGGGAAGCCCGGGCAGCCGCAGAGGCACCAGAAGACGCGCCGCCGAGGAGUUCGAUGAGGAAACACCCGUAUCUUCUCACUACUUUGCAAAUAAAACCAAAAACGAAAGAAAGAGGAAGAGAAUGUCAGCCUCCCAAAGGCCUAAGAGGAGGAAAACCAGCUUUGGUGGCUCCAAGACCAAAGGGGGGUUCACCGUGUGCAGAAAGACAUCUUCUAAAAGUAAAUCCUCCAACAUAUUUGGACCCCAUUCCUCUGUGCAUGGUUCUCAAGCAGCAUCAGGAGCCACUAGAAAAUUGGGGAUUAUGGCUCCACCAAAGCCUAUAAAUAGACCGUUUCUUAAGCCUUCAUAUGCAUUUUCAUAACAACCAAAUCUCAAUGUACAUAGAUCUUAUUUCUUGUUUGUCAGCAUCUCACCAUCUGUGAAUAUAAAGCUGUUAGUUUUGUUAUACCAUUUAUAAUUUUUACACAUAACUAUUAAUAUUUAAAUAAAUGCUUGGGGUGACAGUUCUUAUUUUUAAAAUAAACGUUUUCUUUUGAAUAAG